Molecule: messenger RNA, 2690 nt
Organism: Oncorhynchus masou masou (cherry salmon)
Lineage: Eukaryota; Metazoa; Chordata; Actinopteri; Salmoniformes; Salmonidae
Product: transmembrane protein 39A-like
Exons: 10
Coding region: 393-1853 (486 amino acids)
Biological process (GO): negative regulation of autophagosome maturation; negative regulation of autophagosome assembly
Cellular component (GO): endoplasmic reticulum membrane
Source: RefSeq, a predicted model, not a curated record
GACGUUUUGGCAAAACAGGCAUCGCUUUGCCACGUCGGUCUCUGUGUGCUACUAGUGACUGUAGCAAGCUACUGUUGCACUGCAAACAGACUCGUUUUUAACCGUAUGUUUGUUGUUGGAGGUAAACCGAUAUAACGUCCUGUGUGUUUAUAAGUAGCACACAACCACCGUCCCCGCUAAAACCUAUGAAUAUAUUCCCUUUUAAAACGAGAGAAAUGUUCGCUCCUGUCUCGGCUUGUCAACCCACAAUUGACUGAUGCAUCCGUGUCCACACCAUCCGCUUUUUGUCAAUGUUGUUGGCCUGGCUGUGUUGGGCCGGGCUGUGAGGUGGUGCUGGUCUCUGGGUCUAGGUGGAGAGGCAGUAGCAGGGGGUGUUGAGGUGGUGCCUGGCCAUGCCCGGGGGCCGCAGGGGGCCAAGUAGACAACAGCUGAGCCGCUCUGCUCUGCCCUCCCUGCAGACUCUGGUGGGGGGCAGCCUCGGCAACGGACUCAGAAACAGGAGUAGUAACUGUGUGGGUCUCUCUGCCCCACCCCUCUCGGCCCUCAUCACGCCGGAACCCGUCCGUCACUACCGGAUCCCUGACCUCCCAUUGGACAGCUGCCUGCUGUUUGAGUUCCUGCUCUUCCUCUACCUGUUGGUGGCGCUGUUUGUUCAGUAUAUUAAUAUCUACAGGACUGUGUGGUGGUACCCUUAUAGUCACCCUGCUGCCUCCACCUCUCUGAACUUCCAUCUGAUGGACUACCACCUGGCUAUCUUCAUCACAGUGAUGCUGGCCAGGAGACUGGUGUGGACUAUAGUGUCAGAGGCGUCUCAGACCAGUCCAUGUUCCUUGGUACGGUACGUGGUUCUGAUCGCAGCACGGCUCAGCCUCCUCACUCUGUGUGGCUGGGUUCUCUGUUGGACCCUGGUCAACCUGUUCAAGAACCACUCGGUGCUCAACCUGCUCUUCCUUGGAUACCCGUUUGGGGUGUACGUUCCCCUGUGUUGCUUCCAUCAGGAGAGUAGGGCCCAGCCAGUGCCUUCAGACUGUAGUUACACAGACCAGGACCUGUCCCACGGGCCCUUCUUCAGGCCUAAGGACUUCCUAGCGUUACUAAGGGAGAACCUGAGAGAGCAGUUUACCACUCCAGGCCACAUCCCCCACCACACCUGUCCCCAGUCCCCGUCUCCAGAACUCAUCCGCAGCGAGGUGGAGGAACUCCGGAGCGACUUCAACCGUCGCAUCAAGGAAGUCCUCUUCAACUCCCUCUUCAGCGCUUACUACGUAGCCUUCCUCCCCCUCUGCUUCGUCAAGAGUACCCAGUACUAUGACAUGCGCUGGUCCUGUGAGCACCUGAUCAUGGUGUGGAUCAAUGCGUUUGUUAUGCUGAUGAGCCAGCUGUUACCUCCCAGCUACUGUGACCUGCUGCACCGCUCUGCAGCCCACCUGGGGCGCUGGCAGAAGCUGGAGCACGGAUUCUACAGCAACGCGCCACAGCACGUAUGGUCUGAGAGUACAGUCUGGCCCCAGGGGGUGUUUAUGUACAGCCUGUACAAGGCUGUAGGACCCUUUAACGUGGCCCUGCCCUCAGACGUCUCCCCCUUUAGUCUGUUCCUUUUCCACAAGCCGUUGCGGAUCCUAAACCUGUUAAUCUGGAUCGAGUCCAGCGUAGUCCUGUACCAGUUGUACUCCCUGCUCCGCUCUGACAGCUGGAACCACACCCUGUCCCUGGGCCUCAUCCUGUUCUGUAACUACUACGUCCUCUUCAAGAUGCUCCGGGACCGCAUCGUGCUGGGCAAGGCCUACUCCUACCCUGUUACCUCCAGCCCCGGGUCCGGCACCACCAACGGCCUGGGGCUCAAGUCCCAGUGACACCCCAGGAGAGGGUUCUGGAGCUGGGGACGUGGGUUCGGAUACUCCCUAGCCUCCCUGCCACUACGGCUGUACGGAGGGGGUGGAGGUGAGAGAGGGGUCGGCGUGCAGCAGGAGGGACUGACUGUGAACUCAUAUUGUUUUGAUACGGUUCUAUUUUUCAUGCAAUGUUUAUACCUAUUUAAAUAAUAUUUUAUUUUGUAUACUGUUUUCAAAAGUAACAGGGCAUUACGGUAGUAUUGUCAUGUGAUGUUUGUUGUUGCUUCAUGGUGCAAAGCGAUUGGAUGGGAGAGAGUGAGUUGUGUUCUUGAUGCCAUGAGGCCCCGCCCACGUGCUGUGCUAAGCUGCUCCCCCUAUGCUCACCGCGUUCCGACUUCCACCAAAGAUGCUUAAAGAAGGCUUCAGAGCCAAUCAGAUGGUACCGGUGGCCAAUCAAGGAUGAGACUUUGGCUCGGUUGGCCAAUCAAGGAAGCGACUGAGGAGACCCCGCCUCUCCCUGCACACUGCCUCUUUAGAGAACAUAUUCAUCCCUUUACGGUGUUUUAUUAGGAUUCGUUUCGUAGCAAGACCGUCUGCAGUUUGGCCAUGAGCGCUGACUCUGGUGCCUGUAGAACAUACCCACGUCCCAAAUGGCACCCUAUUCCCUACACUAUGUAGGGAAUAGGGUGCCAUUUGGGACAGGCACAAUGUCUUCUUCACAGUGUCAUGUUCAUUCAGGUCAUUCAUUUACCACAAAUUGCCGCUCUUCAUUUCACUGUGCCUGAGAAGCGAAAAACAUAGAUAUAGUCUGGAUAGAAUGGACACCACCACCGCAACAGAUUGCCGUUUUCUAGAUGG